UGGUUGACUUGGAUUUCAGUACAUAUCUGUCCACAGGUGUUGGAAAAUUACUCAGAUGCUCCAAUGACCCCCAAACAGAUUCUGCACGUUAUAGAGACUGAAGGACUCAAAGAAAUGAGAAGUGGAACUUCUCCCUUGGCAUGUCUGAAUGCUAUGCUUCACACUAAUUCUCGUGCAGAUGAUGGAAUGUUUUACAGACUUCCAGGGCGGAUGGGUCUUUAUACAUUGAAGAAAGAUGCAUUGUUAUGGUCCAAAAACGUGCCCAUUGGUGAUGUUGAAGGUUAUGAUGAUGGACCUGACUUGGAAAGCUGUGACUCUAAUGAAACCAGUACCACGGGUGAGGAAAAUGAUGCAUCACCGGUGUCUGAUGAGAGUUCCUCAAAUGCAUCAUGUUCCACUGAUAAUCAAGGCAAACAAGUGUCCCCUGGCAAACAGAACAGCCACAAAGCAACUCAGCAGCCUGUAAAGCAACAGCCAAAAAAGAAGAUUGGAGUUCCGGUGAUGAUGAGCAAAUCUAUUCCAAGAGUUGUGUUGACACCACUGAAAGUAAAUGGAGAACAUGUGGAAUCAGCUUCAGCAUUUGCAGCAAAGCACACAGAUGGUGAGUCAAGCAGUGCAUCUAGUGGUAGUUCCUGCACAGUGACUUCAGGGAGCACACAAUACAACAGAACAGAAAUGAAUAAACUUCAGUGCAGGUCUAGCCUGAACCGGAAACCUGGACAGCAUUUUAGAGCCCUGAGAAGGCCAAACACGGCAGGACAGAUGAAGCGGAACAGAGGGGAAGAGAUUGAUGUUGAAACACCUGGAUCAAUUCUUGUCAAUACGAAUCUACGUGCUUUGAUCAACUCACGGACUUUUACUUCUUUGCCACUACAUUUUCAGCAACAGCUGCUAUUUCUACUGCCGGAGGUGGACAGGCAGGUUGGUACUGACGGUAUAAUGCGGCUCAGCAGUUCAGCCCUAAAUAAUGAGUUUUUCACCUCUGCAGCUCAGGGAUGGAAGGAGCGAUUAGCAGAAGGGGAAUUUACACCUGAAAUGCAACUUCGGCUCCGUCAAGAAAUGGAAAAAGAAAAGAGAGUGGAACUGUGGAAAGAGAAUUUCUUUGAAGAUUAUUAUGGGCAGAAACUGGGCUUGACUAAAGAAGAAUCAGAACAGCAGACAUCAGUACAAGUGGGAAUAGAAAAUGAAGCCAGUUCACCUGUAUUAGCAGGACCAUCUAAACAGCAAAGUCCGGUUAAAAAGCAGGAUGAGAGAUUAAGGAAAUGUACUAGAAGUUCAAAGGUGGACCUCAAAUGUAGAGUGAAGAGGAGCCUUAUUAAAGAAGCAAAGGCUGAACUUACUGAACCAAGUGAAAAAACAGAUUCAUGUACGGUGUCUUUUCAAGAUACCAGAGGCCAGAAACAGCACAAUCAUGAGGCCAAGGUGUUUCACACUGUUGGCUGUGCAGAUGAAGAUCAACUUAGUUUAAGUAAUAAUGAAGCUAGACCGGGACAGCUAGAAGAAAAUCUUCCAAAUAAAUCUGUCUUAAACUCGAAACCUAUAUUACUUACAGAAAGACCUGCAGGAAUACAAUCUCAAGAACAUAGCAAAUCUGAUGGAUGUUCAGAGUUGACUGAUGUGCAACCUGCUGGAAUUUCUAAGGAUCAGAUCACCUGUCUUACUAUAAGGAGUGCUGUUUUGAAAAGUGAGUUAGAGCACAAUUCGUCAGAGUCCAAAGACCAAAAGAGAAAGUCUUCUGAGCACAGUGCCUCAACCUCUGGCCCUGAGAAAAAACCACGUCUUGAAGAUCAUCAGUCCUUUCGGACCGCAAUUGAUAGCUUUCGGACAGAAAAAGAGCAUCCUACAAAAGAAGAACCAAAGGUGCCACCAAUUAGGAUUCAACUCUCAAGAAUCAAACCACCAUGGGUUGUCAAAGGGCAGCCAACCUAUCAGAUAUGCCCCAGAAUCAUCACUACAGUUGGAACAGUCAGUCGAGAAAGGACAGGUGCCAGAACACUUGCAGAUAUCAAAGCCCGUGCUCAGCAAGCCAGGGCACAAAGGGAGGCAGCAGCAGCUGCAGCUGCCAGUGUUACAGUGGAAGGAGGGGGAAGGGGUAGUGGUAGUAAUGGACCACGGGGCAUUGAUUCCCUCGGACAGAUCGACGGAAAAGCAAAAGCCCUUGAACAAACUACAACAAAACAUCAGUAUAGAGCACAGCUAUUCCAAACCUGCUCAACAGAUGAGCCAGGAAAAAGCAGUGAUGGAGAGAAUAGUGUUAAGCAAGGUGUUAUAAUUGAGGAGUGUGUGGAAAGUGAUCUAAUUGACACAACACCAAGUAAAUUGGAGACAGAUGAUAUCCAGCAAACUGAAUUGGGAGGUGAUACCAAUUACACAGUAAUUAACAGUAAAUCACCAGAUUUAGUGGUCGAUGUGCAAGAUUGCAACCAAGCGACUGUUUCUCAACUGAGUGACAUAGUGGUUUCUGAUGGGCAAACAGACAGUGAUGAAACUGAAAUUCUUCAAGAGGGUCAACCACCCGAAACACUGGACUUGUCUGCUGACCGAGACAAUAUUUGUAUAGAGUCGAGUGAAAAGCUUAAAUGUGAAGCAGUAAUCCUUUCAUUUCCUGAAACCGAUAAUCCUGUGCAUCUACCCUGUGAUCAAACCCAGAAGUCUGUAAAAGAUAAAACAAGUUGCAUUGAAGAAUCUCUUCAAAACUGUGGUUUCUCUAGACCAAUAAUUGCUGAAACUAAGAAUACUGUCGUUCUCAACGCUAUGGGCAUCCCUCUUGUGGGGGUGAAAACUGCAGAAUCUGAUUCAUUGCCAAGUAAUGAAAUGGAAACAAAAGUAAACACUACAGAUGUUUUGUCCACCCAACUAUCAGGUGAAUUUCCAGAAACUGACUUAUGUGAGCAAGAGGUUAAUAGAUGCACCAUAAAAGAAAUUGAAUCUCCAUUAAUCCAUAAAGUAACUUGUUCUCCAAUUUUGCAGUCACAAGACGAAAAUGACAGUGAUUGUGUUGAAGUAAAUGUAAAUAAUCAGCAUGAAAUAAACACAUUGCUGGAAGCUUCAAAUAUAUCACAUAUCGCAGAGAAACAAAUGACAUCUGUAAUAGUGUCAACAUGCUCUAAUAAAGAUCCCAGCCAUUCAUUAACACAGAAACUUUCUCUCAAGUCGGAGGGGCAUGACUGUUUUGUUUCUGAUGACACAGAAUGUGCAACGGAGCAGCUUGUGAAACAUGAGCAGACAAUAGCAAAUGGCAGGCACCAGUCAAUAGAAUCAGAUGUUGCAGCAUUAGAGGAUGUCUUUGGCCAGCUAGUGAGCAAAAGGCAGCAAAAUUCUGGGAGUGACCUGAAUAAGAGUGGCUUGUAUUAUAAGACUGAAAAAGGUAGCCACCUGUCUGACGAAAGUUGUAUACAGCCCACAAAUCAAAGAAUACUGAAAGAUGACAGAACCCCUGUUGGUUCUAAAAGUGGUGUAAUUGUGGAAAGUCCUGAUGCCUGCAAAGGGACUGAUAAUGGUGAUCUGCCCAAACAGUUACAGAUGGUAGAGGAUGAUCAGCCGCAAAAGGAUGAAAGACCAAAUGAGUGUCAGAACAACAAGGCUGAAGAUUUGCAUAACAUGCAUCAGACUGUCUCUCUGCUACAUCCAAGUGUUGAAGAGCCGAAAAAAAUUGGUAAUUUCAAUAGGCCACUGUCAUCCGUUGAAGUCAAUAACCCCUUGGUCACCCAGUUACUUCAGGGCAGCCUUCCUUUAGAGAAGGUUUUGCCACAGUCUCAUUCUGGUACUAAAUUGGAGAUAACUAGGUUGCUUAUUCCACCUCCGUUGCUUUCUGAGAACCCACAAGUUAAGCAGGAAAGAAAUUUCAGUCAGUCAACUGUUGAUGAUGUUCCACAAACAACUGAUAUCAAAAGUAUAAUCAGUGGAGUACAUAGUGGAAUCAAGUUAUCUGACUGUCAUUUGCAUAAAAUAUUGUCAGGAGAUUUUCGAGAUCUGUCUCAAAAACGAAUUGAACAGAUGAAGUCAACUGUACUGCAGUCCAGUAAGCAAUAUGUGCAAUCACAGAUGGUCUUGGACAGAGAUUCUAGGAGUCUUGGAGAUGGUCCAGUUGUACAGGAGCAGCAAAAUAGAACACCAGAUCUUUCUAAACCUGUUCAAGAGUCUGAAGCAACAACAGAAAAAGUAACUCGAGCUACUUGCAGUUUUGAAGAUGGCAGCAAAGAGCUAAUGAAAGUCUCCCCUGGAAACAUACACAAUCCCAAUGUGAAAAAUCCUAUAAUUAGAAACAUGCCUGAGACGUUGAAGCAAAUCAGUAACUCUACUGUGUCUGGCUAUUACAUUCCAAAUACACCAACCUUUUGUAAAAGUCUGGAGGCUCAGAACACAAUAUUUGGUUCAGUAAUAGCUAAAGCUUGCAGUGGAAUACCAGGGAGGCAAAAGGUUAGUCAUGGUUAUUUGCAUAACACAGUUGUUGUGCAAAAUGAUGGAAGCUGUAGAGCAACAGAAGUAAUUAAGAUUCAGUCAAAGGGUUCUGUUAUUGAGCAUGUGCCAGGCAUUGCCCAGACUUCACCAGAAAGGAAUUUAAUUGGAAUGGAGAAUAUGCCAAAUGCAAGAAGGGAAUGGCUUCCUAAACUGCAUGAAAGCUUUAAAGUCAUCAAAACUGAAAAUAUACCCACAUGUAGAGGAAAUAACCAAAACCAAGACAUCAUUGGUAUAAAUGAUGGUGCAUACAUUCCGUUUGAUUCCAAAGACAAAUUGUAUGUUGGACCAAUAAAGAUGGACUGCAAUAUUGGAAAGGUUAUUAAAGAGACUGGUCUACAAUUUCAGCAUUCGUCAGAACAUUCUCUGAUUAAUUCCCAGCUCAGUAUUCAACAGCAGUUAUACGGCAAGCUUCCUAAACUUUCCUUCAGUAGCACAGGAUUUAGUCAUAUCACCAACACAUCUGUUUCAGAACUCUCUAUGAGUAACUUUCCAGCAUCUCUUGCUGGAAGCGUAAUGUCACUGAGUCAAAAGGCAAACUUUGGGAAUCAUAAUUCUUCGGUUCCUGCUCAGACAUUUGCUGAAAGCAGUGGUGUCAACGAAAUGACUUUUAAAUGUUCUUGCAGAUUAAAGGCCAUGAUCAUGUGCAAAGGAUGUGGAGCAUUUUGCCAUGAUGAUUGUAUAGGCCCAUCUAAGCUUUGUGUAUCAUGUCUUGUGGUGAGAUAGUGAAGAACUGUUGUGAAGAAAUGACUAAUCUGGAUCCCUAUGAUAUGGAUUAUUAUAGCAUGGUGAAAGUGCAACAUUUAUGUAUCAAAAUUGUGUAUCAUUGUGUAUAAUUUUGCCUUUUUUGAGUCCAGUCUGGCCACUGUACAUAAAUGGAAAGGCAGAUAAACUGCAUGCAAAUACAUUAGGAAGUGUAUCUUAGCAGUUCCUAAUGAACCAUUUUUGAACUGCAAAUCAUGAGGGACCUAUCUGUUGAAAUUCCUAUUAGAAUUUUUUUUGCUGAUGUUAGUCUUUUCUUACCAGAAAUGUGUAAAGAUGAAGUUGUUGAUUUCACAAUAAUGGUCUAUGCACUGAUUUAGUUUGUAAAACUGAAAGCAACAUGUUAAUACUGUAAAACUGACCACAUGAUUAAGCAUGUUGAGUUUUUGCUAUUUGUUCAUGACCUAAUAUAAAGCAGUGUUCAGUUAUUUUUUCAAUGUUAAAAUGCUUAUAGUCUCCUACAUUAGUAUGCUUUGCAUGUCGGUGAUGUUGCUCUUCAUAAAGAUUGAAUUGGAGAGUGCAGUAUUUGGUGCUUCCAGUGCAUUACUGACACUGGUAUCUUUACACUUUGUUUUGUUUAGCUUGCUUCCCCAUUAUUUGGAAGUGGUAGAAUACAACCUAUGAACACAGUGUUAGCAAAGAUGCAAGCUUAUUAGGUGGCCUUAUAGAAGUGGUUUGUUGUUUUCCAUCUAUAAUUGCGAAGAACAAUGGGGCAGAAGUCUUUUACUUCAUUGUUUGACCUGAGUCUCAUUCCCUGUUUACCAAAGACAUUCUGCAAAUAUAAAUUUAUUUAGAAGUGGCUUUACCAACUCAUUCUCAGGGUACAUUAAUCUCCAGCCAUCAAAUCUUUCUCCUUUCUAUUUGUCUAUGUUCAUGCUGUUGUGUUGACUGAGUAUAUGCUUGGGAUUUAUUAGUCUCUAAUGCGUGGGUGACUUUUCUGUCUGUAUUUGCUGUAUUUUUAUUUACACCUUUACACAGUAUUGAAUUGUGUAGUAAAUUGAAUAAAAUACAUUAAUUAUA
This is a messenger RNA of Rhincodon typus (whale shark), 6240 nucleotides long. Its product is annotated as polycomb group protein ASXL1-like. The record is from RefSeq and is a predicted model, not a curated record. Gene Ontology annotation, cellular component: PR-DUB complex. The coding region runs from base 64 to 5184 and encodes 1706 amino acids. Gene Ontology annotation, molecular function: DNA binding; chromatin binding; peroxisome proliferator activated receptor binding. Gene Ontology annotation, biological process: animal organ morphogenesis; positive regulation of transcription by RNA polymerase II. Lineage: Eukaryota; Metazoa; Chordata; Chondrichthyes; Orectolobiformes; Rhincodontidae. The transcript is spliced from 12 exons.